AUGGCGAGCUCUACCCACACUGUUGCGGCCGCGAGUGACUCUGUCAAAACACCGAAGGCGCAUUGGCCACUCGCGUACUGCAUACAACCACAGAAAUCCAAGGCCUCGUCACUCCAAUCUUACGGCUUCUCAUCUACGCAAGCUGCACCAAAACGAUGGUGGAGCCACCGUCUCUAUCGAGGCCCUGGAGAUAAGGAGGUUGAUAUCCUCUACAGCAAGACCAAAGCGCAAUCUGAGAUCUAUGCAAAGCAAUUCCUUGAUGAGCCCGUCAUUGGAUUCGACAUGGAGUGGCCAUGGAAUGAUUGGAAAAAGAACGAUUUGCAGAACAAGAUUGGACUCAUUCAAAUUGCUACCGAGGACAAGAUCGCGUUAUUUCACAUUGGACUGCAUCCGGGCAAGACGAGCGAAGACAUCAUCGCGCCGACAUUAAAACGCAUCCUCGAGGAUCCUAAGAUUGGCAAGGUGGGUGUAAAUGUCUUGAAAGCGGACUUCGCCAGGUUGAGUCGCUUCUUCAGACUCGAACCCAAAGGCGCUGUCGAAUCGAGCCAUUUAUACCGCUUGGUGAAGUUUGGCCCUGGGAAACCGGAAUUGGUAUCUGUCAAGCUGGUGAGCUUGGCGCAUCAAGUUGAAGAGCAGCUCGGUCUGCCUCUGUUCAAGGGCGAUGUAAGAACGAGCAAUUGGAGCAAGCCAUUGUCAAAGGACCAGAUCAAUUACGCAGCUGGCGAUGCAUACGCGGGCUUCAUGCUUUACAGAUGUAUGAAUGCGAAGAGACUUGCCAUGAAGCCUACACCGCCAAUGCCGAUUCACGCAGAGAAGUACCCGAGUGGGAAAGCGUCGAGAGACGAUCCGAUAUUGUUGGACGUCGGAGACGGUACCACCAUCACGACAGAAGCCUUCUUCGGUGUCAAACCCGCGAAGAGUGGUACGAUAGGAACCAACUCCAAAGUACCGAAGAAGGUACAAACUAAGAAAACCGGUGCACAGUCUCUCGAUCACCUCUCACAGGCACUAUACGAAGAGCUAGCUACUCGUCGAGCGUCUCUAGCUGAAACUAGAAAGAUACCGCCAUACCGCGUCAUCUCCGAUAUCUUGCUAGAGUCAGUUGCUCGUGCGCAGCCUUGCGAUACCGAAGCUUUACUUGCAGUAAAGGGUAUCGGAAAGGUCCAACAGGCCAAGUACGGUGACGACUGGCUUGAGGUCAUUUCGCUUUUCCUCACCACGAACGGUAUCGAGCAGCCAAUGAAAACAGCAAAGUCCGUACCAUCCAAGCCUGAUACCCAGCUGCCACAUACACCUCAUCGCUCAAAGACACGAAGAGAAGCUGAAAUUGAUACCUCUUCAGACUCCUCUCCAGCUUUCGACACUGCACCUCCCAGAACACCUCAACUAUGCACCGGCCUAUCUUUCGGAAUGGCAGGAACAAAACUCGACGUGGACGAAAACAGCAACAAAUCCGAUGACAGCACCUCCUCCUAUGAUUCGGAAGAUUCACUCCCAUCCCUAGACUUUGGCAGCCCAAGCCGACGGCGUGUAAGCUCUGGCACAAAACGCAAACGCGCCGAGAGUCCAGUAAAAAGCGAGAUGGAACAGACACCUCAGCCGUUGCCAACACCUUUGAAGCAGAAAGCAGGUUCGACGCAACAACCAUCGUUGAAUCACGCCCUUGCCAUCACGAGUACAGCUCCCGCUUCAGCCUCGACCUCUGCGCCAUUUGCAACACAAAGCGCAUCACUAUCUCCUGGCUCACGUAUCGCUCGUUCAAAGCUUUUAGCCUUCAGCAGACUCGUAACGCGGAAACUUAAUCCUGCACGGCCCGCUGCUGCCCCGCCCAUCGUUACAGAGCACACGCUAGACUUAAUCAUAAGAGCAAGACCGCAAAUUCAAGAUGACUUGGAGCGUAUACCAGGAAUAGAUACAUUACUUUUGGCUUGUGAGAAGUCAGGUACGGACCUGUUGAAGAACGUAGUCAAGUUUGUGCCACCGCGGCCAUGA
This is a messenger RNA of Alternaria atra, 1992 nucleotides long. RefSeq lists its product as uncharacterized. The coding region runs from base 1 to 1992 and encodes 663 amino acids. The record is from RefSeq and is a predicted model, not a curated record. Gene Ontology annotation, molecular function: 3'-5' exonuclease activity; nucleotide binding; nucleic acid binding. The transcript has a single exon. Lineage: Eukaryota; Fungi; Ascomycota; Dothideomycetes; Pleosporales; Pleosporaceae. Gene Ontology annotation, cellular component: cytoplasm; nucleus. Gene Ontology annotation, biological process: nucleobase-containing compound metabolic process.